AUGUCCCAAAUCUACAAGACUAGACUGCAAAAACAAACUAAUAUAAGUAUAUCUCAAAUAGACUAUUACGAAAAUAUCAUGUAUGACAAAUUUGCAGACGAUGUUGUUGUUAAAUCUAAAAUAUUUGCACCAUCGAUACAAAAUGCUGAAGUCAAUUCAAGGAAAUCAAAGAAUUGUGAUAUUAGAAACGAUAAUUUAAUUUUUAACGCCACGUCUUUGAGACAGGCUAAAAUUCUAGGUCAAAUAGAUCGUAAAUUUAUUGCCGCAACAAUUAAUGGGAAGAAAACUGAGGUUAAUGUAGAUUUUUUGGUACUUUUCGAUCAGCACGCGGUCGAUGAGAGAGUUAAUCUUGAAAGGAAUUUAGCGGAAUACUUUAAUGGAGAAUUCUGGCGUAGUGUUGAAGUAGAUUCAAUACCACUCAAGCUGAAUGAAAACGAAUUGUUGUAUUUGCAUAAUCACAAACAUAAAUUGUCGCAAUUCGGUUUACAAUGGACAUUUCAAGAGAACAAAAUAUUGAUUAAUUCUAUACCUAAAGCAAUUAUAGGCAAAAAUGACAGACAGGAGCAAAUAGUUCUUAAAGCUGUUCACCGUCUGAUAUUAGAACAAAUUGAUGUCAUUGAAACGAUUGGUGGUAAUCUAAAUAUAUUCCCCAAAGCAAUUAUGGAUCUUGUUUUCAGUGAGGCUUGUCGGAAUGCAAUUAAAUUUGGCGAUAACGUAUCUAUAAGUGAUUGUACAACUUUGCUUGAGUCUCUUUCAUCCUGCAAAACCCCAUUUCAAUGCGCCCAUGGUCGACCUGUGAUGGCAGUUCUAAUGGAACUUCCUACUAACAUUCGUAAUUACAAGGUAUAA
This is a messenger RNA of Danaus chrysippus (African queen), 849 nucleotides long. Lineage: Eukaryota; Metazoa; Arthropoda; Insecta; Lepidoptera; Nymphalidae. The record is from the annotation of a GenBank genome assembly.